Messenger RNA from Branchiostoma floridae (Florida lancelet), 1353 nucleotides. RefSeq names its product CMP-N-acetylneuraminate-poly-alpha-2,8-sialyltransferase-like. NCBI's taxonomy places the organism in Eukaryota, Metazoa, Chordata, Leptocardii, Amphioxiformes, Branchiostomatidae. Bases 7 to 1161 code for a protein of 384 amino acids. Gene Ontology annotation, biological process: oligosaccharide metabolic process; N-glycan processing. The transcript has 5 exons. Gene Ontology annotation, molecular function: alpha-N-acetylneuraminate alpha-2,8-sialyltransferase activity. The record is from RefSeq and is a predicted model, not a curated record.
UCUAGAAUGGACGACUCUCUCACCCGAAUGCCGAGGGUGACACUACAGAGACUGGGGCUUGCCGUGUCCGUCCUUGUCUUGCUGAACUUCUUCCUCAGUCUCCAAGACGUCGUGAAAGUAGAGAUACGCCUGAAAAGACGACAUCACACCUGGGUGACUCACAACAGAUUUAACGAUACCAACAGUCACAUUAUAAAGUCUGACAACAACACAUCGUCCUACAAUCACUCCCAGGAUGCUUUGCGCCCAAAGUAUCACACAAUUGAAUCUCUGAUGGCACCAAUUAACGUGAGCGCAUGGCAUGUAAACAGCACAGAAGUUUUACAUUGGAGACGAUAUAUCACUCAGUACUUCAACCCUGAGAAAGACUUCACUGUCCUGAAGUCCCAGUACAAGGUGGGCGACACCGUGAAGUACGAAGUUUCCGUCCGUGAUAGGUGUAACAUCACCCAGCAGCUGCACCACAACAUGCCGGAAGUCAACCCUUUGGCGGGAAAACGCUUCCGGACGUGCUCUGUGGUGGGGAAUUCUGGGAUACUUCUCAACAGCGGCUGUGGUCGAGACAUUGACUCAGCCGAUUUCGUCAUCAGGUGUAACUUGGCCCAGACCCUGCCCUACGUCCAUGACGUCGGCAUCAAGCACGGCCUGACGACCAUGAACCCCUCGGUCAUGGCUCAUGACUACCGGUUCCUGGAUCAGAACGCCACGGUCAAGGCCAGGUUCGUGGACAGACUGAGACAACUCGGGGACUCCAUCUUCUACCAGUUCGCCUUCGUCAACAAGAAUGGGAGAGACUAUAUACAAUGGACCAACGAGAUCAUAGUGAACGAGAGCCUACCUGUUAAAAGCGUUUUCCCACCGCGAACUUGCAAUGGCAUGAUUAGAAAAGUUUGGAGCCGAACGAGGGAGUUCCAGUUCAAGCGCCCUUCCUCCGGCAUGUACAUGAUCACGGUGGCCAUCACCAUCUGUGACGAGAUCCACGUGUACGGCUAUUUCCCCUUCAAAGAGGACCACCGCGGCACCAGGCUGCGGUACCACUACUACGACCACCGGCGGUACUCCACGGGCGGAUUGCACGCCAUGCCCGAGGAGUACCGGGCCCUCAGGAUGCUGCACGACAGGGGAGUCCUCAGGCUUCACAACGACAGAUGUAGACCUUGAUUAUUAUGUUGUGUUUCAACCAAUCAGAGGUAAUAACUUCUCUGACGUCAGCCUUGAACUGUGAACCCAAUCAAGCAUAGGUGGUGCCAUCUCUGAUGUCACAUAUACCAGAACGCACCAUACAUAUUUAAAAAACGGAAUCAUGACCCCCGAUCUAUCAGAGCAAGGACAUCAUAUAGUGUCCUUGAUCAG